Molecule: messenger RNA, 270 nt
Organism: Protopolystoma xenopodis
Lineage: Eukaryota; Metazoa; Platyhelminthes; Monogenea; Polystomatidea; Polystomatidae
Source: the annotation of a GenBank genome assembly
GUGAUUUGGAAUCUGCAGGGCCAAAAUAAAGAAUGGAUAAAGAUGCGCGUGCUACCAACCUACCGUCAUGAUGUUCAUUGUCCGGCCAACCAGGAUUCCUCGAAGCAGCCACGCUGUUCCGACCACCAGGAGACCGACAGGACUGAGGGGACGCCGAGAGGCAGUCAAACAAGUGAAGAACGCCUUAUGUGCUUGGUCACCUCGUACAUGUCCACGGCGAUAAGGCCUCAUUUCGUCUGGCUCCUCGCCUGUCGGUCCAGAAAUGGGUAA